AUGGGAAUAUCAUUUUCACAUGAAGACGAAUCAACGGAUCAGACGAGAAAUCAGCCAGAUCAGUUACUGAGUUGGGCUGCUGAGAUUGUGGUGCGACAACGAGAAGAAGAGCAGGAAGCACGAGCCGAGCGGAUUUAUCGAAAUAAUAAUCAGUCCGAAUCUCGGUUAUCAUCACAAUCAAGUUCUAACCUGAGUCAAAAUUCAAUUCGUCUAGUGACAAUGAGUCGAACGAAUGAGGUGCGUGAAAUUGCGAUUGAUUCGGAAAAUGAUAACGAAAGUGAUGACGGUGAAUACUCGACUGGUAUUCGUGGCAGAAAUAUAUUCGAAUCACAGACAUCGUCAAUCAGCAAUCAAUUCAACAAUAACAGUUCUCAUGAUAGUGAAUACUNGCCAAUGGUACUUCAUCUGCACAGUCGCAAUCAUCUAUUAAAUGAGAUCGAAUUACAUAGUGGUGCAUAUUCGGAACCAGUCAGUAUUGAAAGAUUAGUAUCGAACCGAGAAAUUGGCCUGCGCUAUGCGGGAAAAUGUCAGCCGAAAAAGGGCUGUCGUAGUCACCUCUAUUCAAGGCAUCCAACUCGUUCUGCGCUCUAUCCAUUUCAGUGUGCUAGCACUUUGAAUUCGUUAGUUUUAUUCAGAUUCUUUCCGAAUCGGAAAAAAGUUGUCGAAAAGAUUCGCACAAAAACGUUUUGUUGUCAAUAUCUACCUGAUGGUAAUGGUCUUCUAACGGCCAGUCAAGUAUAUCAGUGCAAAUUGGGUGGAGAUUCGGGCGAAGAUGAACGUUGGAGUACGUUGAUUCAAAAUCCAGGAGAUACUUACGGAAGAUUCGCAUUUUUCUCGUUGCGUUUCAAUUUUGAUGGAAGUGAAAUCGUCAGUGCCGGGUCGGAUGGGCGUUUGUACGUAUACGAUCGAGAAUCUGCAUCCAACGUUUUAAGUGUAUGA
Anisakis simplex (herring worm) is the source of this 939-nucleotide messenger RNA. The record is from the annotation of a GenBank genome assembly. NCBI's taxonomy places the organism in Eukaryota, Metazoa, Nematoda, Chromadorea, Rhabditida, Anisakidae.